Molecule: messenger RNA, 237 nt
Organism: Knipowitschia caucasica
Lineage: Eukaryota; Metazoa; Chordata; Actinopteri; Gobiiformes; Gobiidae
Source: the annotation of a GenBank genome assembly
AUGCUGUGGGGAGGCCUUCGAACGCGAGAGCCUGAAGUGCUGAGCAGCGCGGAUGCUGAGCAGCGCGGAUGCCGAGCAGCGCAGAUGCCGAGCAGCGCAGGUGCCGAGCAGCACGGUUGGAAAGCCAAGAUUUUCCCAGUGGAAGUCGGCUGCAGAGGCUUUGUGGGCAAGUCAACCAUCAGGCUCCUUCAGGAUCUUGGUAUUCGAGGCGACAAACCAACGCCCUCUCAGGAGUAG